Podospora pseudocomata is the source of this 309-nucleotide messenger RNA. RefSeq lists its product as uncharacterized. The transcript has 2 exons. Lineage: Eukaryota; Fungi; Ascomycota; Sordariomycetes; Sordariales; Podosporaceae. Bases 1 to 309 code for a protein of 102 amino acids. The record is from RefSeq and is a predicted model, not a curated record.
AUGCCGGGCUUUGGACGAAGGAUUCGAUUUGCGACGAUCCAGGUUUGCUGCUCCAACCUGCCCUUCUUCAGCCCUGUCAGCGAUCGGGGCCGGGUCGCCCGGCUUCCGCGCCCCUGGUUUGCACGUUUGCUGACGACGGGGAAACUUUCGCAAUUCGUUACCAAGUCAACCGACGUCAUCCCCCCAAGACCAGAGUAUGAAGCUCUGAUUAGUUUGCAGUAUUGUGAACUCGGCAGUUCAGGGACUAUGCACGACUCCCUCCCCUCACCGGAUGAUCAGAGGGUUUAUGGCGGCUUUAAACAACAAUGA